Cladophialophora psammophila CBS 110553 is the source of this 1881-nucleotide messenger RNA. RefSeq lists its product as uncharacterized. The transcript has 5 exons. The coding region runs from base 1 to 1881 and encodes 626 amino acids. Gene Ontology annotation, cellular component: cytoplasm. The record is from RefSeq and is a predicted model, not a curated record. Gene Ontology annotation, molecular function: protein binding. NCBI's taxonomy places the organism in Eukaryota, Fungi, Ascomycota, Eurotiomycetes, Chaetothyriales, Herpotrichiellaceae.
AUGGCUGACCAUGGUGGAAACAUGCACUUGAUGAUCACUCUUCGAGAUGCCGAUUUCCGCGAGCCUAUCCCCGAGCGAAUCAUCACCCUUGAAGCUCCGGACUGGGAGAUCAGAAUCGGCCGUGGAACUGACAGUCGCGUUGAAGAAUUGAGUCCUGCUCUGAACAAUGCCUGGUUUAACUCUAGAGUCCUGUCCAGACAACAUGCUAUUUUGCGCGCACAUCCGAUAACCAAGGAAAUCUACAUUUCAGACACUGGCUCAACGCACGGCACGUUCAUCUCUGGCAAAAGACUGGAGGUGAAUCAACCCGAACCUCUUUGGCCCAAGGACACCGUGAUAUUGGGUUCUGAUGUGAUUCGAGGAAGCUCUCGUUACCGCGCUCUGAGAUGCGAGGUCAAUUGGACUUGGUCCGACGGAAAUUUCGGUCAAUCACACGCCAAUUCGACGACCACAAGCAUGUAUCGAAACACCUUCUCGGCCGACUACAGUGAUGAGGAACCGUACGAGGAACCAUUUGAUGAGGUUCCAUAUGACGAGCCCUCCGCUCAGAUCUCGAGCGACCCGGAGGAGGAGGACUACAGGUCUUCCGAGACGAACAAUGAUUACACUUCGGAGCCUGGGAAUGAAGUUGACGUCGUCCAAGAUUCCGUCCGUGAACCCAGCAUCGAAAUAGUCGUCCCGGAAGUGCGAACCUUCGCCGUUCCUGAUUCCGAUGACGCAUCGAACGCUGGAAGUCAUGUUUCUGGCGCAGAUGUCUCUGAUGAGGACAGCCCGACUUCGAGCCCUUUGAUUCCAAGCGAUGUCCACGAAGAUAAGCUCAGAUUCAAUGACGACUCCUCUCACCUAUGUCAUGGUACCCGCACACCUCCGGCCAGUCCUGAUCACACGAAGCCUUCUCAUGUGCUGAUCACCCGUUCAGUUCAGCAAGCAGAGUUGCUUCCGGCUAUCGACGACGAUGGUCCUGAAGAAGAUUCGUACGGAGAUGAUGAGCUCGAAAAUGAAUACUCAGAUUCUCUCGGCUCGCUCCUCAUCCCUCCUAUCAAGAUUGAAAGUCCAGUAAAAUACAGUGCUUCCUGCAUGAGCACUUUGGGCGCUGCAGAUCAAGCAGAACAUGUUCGAGCCCCAAGCCCAUCUGACGCGGCGAUGGUCAAGCCAUCGAUUGAGCUCGCGCAUCCUGUCACCCUGGCUGCGCCGCCAUUCCCGACAUUCCACCUAUCUGGUCAACAUUCUGAGACUAUGGACAGCAACGUUGAGCAAGGCCGCUCAACCUCCGCUUGGGCUGGUCACAACUCAGUGCUGUAUGAACCGGUCGCACACCAGCUUGUACCGGAACAGUCUGCUUCAGUCUACAAUCCUUACGCCAGCUAUACGUCCUGCACUGAUUCAUUCACAUUCCAACCUCCUACAAUGCCAACUUCGGCACCACCCCCUUCACCACUCUCCAUUGCCAGUAUUGUUGCACAACAGCAAACUCCCAAGAACUCUGAAGGGUCAAAGAAGCGCAAAGCAGAUCAGAUUUCAGCUGACGAGCCUCUGGAUUCAAACCCGGCAUCUUCUGGCCUUUACUCAUCCGACGUCGGAGACGUCCUUGCCACGACUGCCAUAAGCGGUAAUGGAAGUGCCUCUGGAAAAACGCUGCUGAGUCCAUCACCACCGACUUUAGAAGUUGAUGAGAGUGUCUCAACUAAGGACACUGAGAUGCAUGCAACGAAGAAGGCGAAAAAGAUGAAGGUCAAGAGUAAGAAGCAGCGUGUCAGUGUCCGUGGCAGUGGCAGUGGCAGUUUCGCCAAGACAGCUGGAGCAACCAUUGCGGGUAUGGCGAUCGGCGCGGUCGGCAUGUUGGUUGGUCUCCUUGCCUUACCAGAAGAUUACUUCAUCUGA